AUGUUAUAUGAAGAAGAGAUUAACAAGCGUGCCAAUGCUGAAAAUGAAUUUGUAUCUUUGAAAAAGGAUGUUGAUUGCCUAUACAUGCAAAAGACUGAUCUGGAUGGCAAGCAAGAUGCCUUGGUGGAUGAGCUCAGUUUCCUGAAGACCUUGUUUGAUGCGGAAGUGGCUGAAAUGCAGGCACAAAUUUCUAACACCAAUGUUAUCUUGACUAUGGACAACAACCGCGACCUGGAUUUGGAUGGAGUCGUUGCUGAGGCUAAAGCUCAAUAUGAGGAGAUUGCAGCCAGGAGCCGAGCAGAAGCUGAAUCCAACUAUGCUAGACAAUUCCAGCAGCUCAAAGACACAUUGGGACAACAUGGGGACAAUCUGCGCGAUCAUAGGAAUGAGAUUCAGGAACUGAACGGCAUGAUUAAAAGACUGCAUGGAGAAAUUGAGUGUGUAAAGAAACAGAUUUGUGCACUAGAGACAGCAAUUUCUGAUGCUGAAGGGCGAGGGGAGGUUGCUCUGAAAGAUGCCAAAGCGAAAUUAUCUGAACUGGAAGCUGCUCUACAGAAAGCCAAAGAAGAUCUUGCAGUUCAGCUACGCAACUACCAGGAACUCCUUAAUGUGAAAAUGGCCUUGGAUCUUGAGAUUGCCACCUACAGGAAACUUCUGGAGGGAGAAGAAUGCAGGAUUCAUGGAGAAGUUGACAACAACGUUACAAUGUCUGUCUAUAGCAGUGCCGGGAAGGUUGCCAUUCCUAGUUUGAGUUGUGUUGCAGGAUCCUGCAGUGUCCCGAGGAGCAGUGCAGCUGGAGCUGGGUAUAGCAGCAUCCUGACGUCAAGCAAUUCAGGCGCUUCUAGUUGUGGAACAGGAACAUGCAACAUCAACAGCAAAGUAGCUAAUGCCACAGGAGGCAUAACAUCACUUAUGUCAUCAACUCGCAGCAAGAGGGCAUAUUAA
Messenger RNA from Nanorana parkeri, 945 nucleotides. Its product is annotated as keratin, type II cytoskeletal 75-like. NCBI's taxonomy places the organism in Eukaryota, Metazoa, Chordata, Amphibia, Anura, Dicroglossidae. The transcript is spliced from 9 exons. Gene Ontology annotation, molecular function: structural constituent of skin epidermis. Bases 1 to 945 code for a protein of 314 amino acids. Gene Ontology annotation, cellular component: keratin filament. Gene Ontology annotation, biological process: intermediate filament organization; keratinization. The record is from RefSeq and is a predicted model, not a curated record.